UAAUAAUUUUUGUUUGCAUAAAUAUACACCAUUCAUAUUUCCAUGUUACCUGAAACAAUUUCCUUACUGUAAUCAUGAAAUGCUCGAAUCAAUUAUUUAAUUGAAGACAUACGAAAUUUCACGUAGUUUCACAGAUAGAUGGUUCCACUUCGGCCGCCAUGGAAUUUCUCAACAAUUCAUCUAGAUCGAGCUCUUUGAGGAUCGGAGAACGGAUCUGUGCAGCUCUAUUUCCAUUGGCUGCAAUCAUUGAGGUUUUGAUAUACGCAGUGAGUAAUUGCUUUGAAUACAAACCUCGCUUCAAGAAACAUUCUGCUUGCCGUUUCAGUGAUUUAGCUCGCCUUGCUCAAGAAUCUCGAUUUACUAUCAACGAAAUCGAGGCAUUAUAUGAGCUUUAUAAAAAAUUGAGUUGUUCUAUUAUAGACGACGGAUUGAUUCAUAAGGAAGAACUUCAAUUAGCAUUGUUCCAAACGCCUUACGGCCAGAAUCUGUUCCUAGACAGGGUUUUUGAAAUUUUUGAUGAAAAGAGAAAUGGUGUCAUCGAGUUUGAGGAAUUUGUACAUGCGCUUAAUGUAUUCCAUCCCUAUGCCCCUAUUGAAGAAAAAAUUGAUUUUGCAUUUAGGCUGUAUGAUUUGAGACAAACUGGAUUUAUUGAGAGAGAAGAAGUUAGGCAAAUGGUGAUUGCUAUUUUGCUGGAAUCUAACGUUAGAUUGCCGGAUCAACUUCUUGAUGAUAUCAUAGAUAAGACGUUUGCUGACAUCGAUGUGGACAAGGAUGGUAAAAUCAACAAAGAUGAAUGGAGAACGUUUGUGCUAAACCAUCCAGCGCUAUUGAAGAAUAUGACUCUUCCUUAUCUAAAGGACAUAACCACUGUAUUUCCAAGUUUUGUUUUCAACACCGAGGUUGAGGAUUGAAUCUCAAGCAUUCGUUAGCCUUUCCGGGCGUGAUGGUUAACAGCUUCGGUUAUACAAAACUGCCUUCUCCAGCCGACGAAGGGAUUUUGCUUGGAGCUUUCAUCAAUAUCACAAAAUUUGUAAGAUCAUUUAUCCAAAGCAAGCCGCGGAAGAUCUUCAUAUUGAUGCCUGCAGAUUGCAUAGCAUACCAUUUCAUUUUGUUGAUCUAACCUAACAUUUAUUUUGUACAGUGAGAAGAAAAACAUUUAUAUCGAUUUGUUUAGCUUGAUGGCCUCAAGUUUUUGAAUUUCUUAUUUACGCCCUUUAUUUCUUCUCUCGGGCACUCAAAUAUUUGUUGUCAUUGUAAAUUAAUUCUAUUUACUAUGUGUUUUCGCCUUCAUCCUGAAUCUGCUAAAAAUGUAGAAGUGAGUUAGCACAAUUAUGUGUUUACCAUAAUAUUAUUUAAGAAUUUUUUUA
Messenger RNA from Mercurialis annua (annual mercury), 1367 nucleotides. Its product is annotated as calcineurin B-like protein 10. Lineage: Eukaryota; Viridiplantae; Streptophyta; Magnoliopsida; Malpighiales; Euphorbiaceae. The transcript is spliced from 9 exons. Gene Ontology annotation, biological process: calcium-mediated signaling. Gene Ontology annotation, molecular function: kinase binding; calcium ion binding. The coding region runs from base 159 to 911 and encodes 250 amino acids. The record is from RefSeq and is a predicted model, not a curated record.